Neurospora tetraspora is the source of this 960-nucleotide messenger RNA. RefSeq lists its product as uncharacterized. The record is from RefSeq and is a predicted model, not a curated record. The transcript has a single exon. The coding region runs from base 201 to 830 and encodes 209 amino acids. Lineage: Eukaryota; Fungi; Ascomycota; Sordariomycetes; Sordariales; Sordariaceae.
UAUCAACCCCAUUAAAUCAUUCUCUUGUAUCACCGCACGCCGUAACCCACCACGACGCAUGGCUCUUGGCCGCCCCGCCACCUCUCCCGGAUUUGUUCGUUAUGCAUCAAGGCUCAUCGACUCGAGAAAAGCGGCUCUCGUCAUUUUCAGUUGUGUGGGUGUGAGGAACCAUCACAUUGACUUUCCCCUCUUUAUGAAACAUGUCCCCUCACAGAAAGAGUGCCGGUGCCGAUGUGACAGUCUGCACCAGCAUCGGAGCUGCACACUCAGGUGAUCUUGGCAUUUUCUCGCCUCUUCAUCACAAGCGUCAGAAAAAAAAAAUCCGGGCAAGACGAAGAAAUUCAGCCUAUAUCGUCAUGAAGACGACAAUCGACCUUCCGGAACUACCGCCAUAUUCACAAAUCUUGCGUAUGUUUUGCAUGCUAGCCCAGGGAAAGGCGGCUUGUCAUUUAGGACUUGGCGAGUCUGGGUUACAUGUUACCAAUGUUACAAAUCUCCGAAAGAAUUCGUACAGAAACUCUCUCCUUCCGUCAUUUUCGACAGGACCAGGGCACCACCUCCCCGUCACCUCAUCGGGUCUUCUUACCCAACGGGUACGCCUCCAGCGCUUGCCCGGCUCAAAUCUCGAAAGCCGACUUCCAACAAAAGCCAAAACCGCACUGGGGUCUCCGCCAGGGCUGAGAUUGCCGCCAGAAGAAAGAAAAGGCCAAGGAAAAAAACCCAAAAAGCCCAAGCAUUACAUCCAUUCCCACAUGGCGGAGGGAAGGAUGCAAGCGCGAGCGCUUAACUUUUUGGUCAAGUUGAUGACGGAUGCCGUUGGUCAAGACUGAUUGUUUUCAGCACCGGCUUCCUGAAAUCCUACCAGCCGCAACCGCCCUCUGACUUUGACGAUUGAUCGCCCUUGCAGUUGAGAACCUCAAUGGAAAGAACAAAAAAAAGAGCAAUACGGGGAUAAAUAUG